Messenger RNA from Microsporum canis CBS 113480, 1079 nucleotides. Its product is annotated as transcription initiation factor IIB. Bases 21 to 1079 code for a protein of 352 amino acids. Gene Ontology annotation, cellular component: nucleus; transcription preinitiation complex. Gene Ontology annotation, molecular function: RNA polymerase II general transcription initiation factor activity; TBP-class protein binding. The transcript has 2 exons. The record is from RefSeq and is a predicted model, not a curated record. Lineage: Eukaryota; Fungi; Ascomycota; Eurotiomycetes; Onygenales; Arthrodermataceae. Gene Ontology annotation, biological process: transcription initiation at RNA polymerase II promoter; transcription preinitiation complex assembly.
CUCAAAGGAAGGUUCUUAAAAUGGCGGCAGUAGGAACAGGUCUUCGGGGGGAGCCAGCUCAAACACCGUGGAAGGAGAAUCUAGCUGAACGUCUGAUAUGUCCAGAAUGCAAGGAGAAUCCUCCUAACCUUGUCCCAGAGAGCCAUGAAACGAUAUGCGGCUCCUGUGGGCUCGUUUUGGCUGAUAGAGAAAUAGACCCUCACUCGGAGUGGCGUACCUUCUCGAAUGAUGACCAGAAUAAUGAUGACCCCUCUCGAGUUGGUGACGCUUCUAAUCCUCUUCUUAAUGGCAACCAGCUUGAGACGCAGAUCUCGUUCGGUACCGGCGGUGCUCGGAGCAGGGAACUACAUCGAGCCCAGAACAAGAUGUCAACCGAGAAAACUAACAAGGCCCUGCUUGCUGCGUAUAAGGAGAUAGGCUCCUUAUGUGACGGAUUUAACAUUCAGAAGAACGUUGCAGACACAGCAAAGUAUCUCUUUAAAAUCGUCGACGAUGCGAAAGCAUUCAAGGGGAAAUCCCAGGACGUUAUUAUUGCCGGUUGCAUCUUCAUUGCCUGUCGGCAGUGUAAAGUUCCCCGGACAUUUACUGAGAUCUUUGCGGUCACAAGAGUGUCCAAAAAGGAAAUUGGCAGGAUCUACAAAGCACUUGAAAAGUUCUUCACGGCCCAGAACCUUGAACGCAUCAAUUCUGUGGUUUCAAACGGAGGCGUUCCCGACCCCAACGAUGCAUACACUGGAACAACAUCCACUAAACCAAGUGAUCUCUGCAACCGAUUCUGCAACCUUUUGGACCUGCCCUUCCAGGUCACAAACGUUUCUUCCAUGCUCGCUGACCGAGUCACUUCCAUGGGCGACCUCGCCGGCCGCUCACCACUUUCCAUCGUCGCUGCUUCGAUAUACAUGGCUUCCUUUUUAAUGGGCCAUGGGAAGACGGCUAAGGAGAUCUCCGGUGUUGCCCAUGUUAGUGACGGUACGAUCCGUGGCGCCUACAAACAGCUAUACGCGGAACGAGAAAGAUUGAUUGAUCCUGCUUGGAUAAAAGAUGGAAAAGGUGACAUGAGCAAGCUUCCCAUUAGCUGA